This is a messenger RNA of Rotaria socialis, 561 nucleotides long. Lineage: Eukaryota; Metazoa; Rotifera; Eurotatoria; Philodinida; Philodinidae. The record is from the annotation of a GenBank genome assembly.
AUGACAUUGGAGAAAAUACAGCUUCGAGUCUUGAUACGCUAUUGCUGGAAGCGACGACUUUCGACCAGAGAUGCUGCGAAAGAGAUUUGUGACGCUGAAUGCGAAGGAACCGUCCACUACACAACUGUUUCACGAUGGUACAAACGAUUCGAUUCCGGUGACCUUAACCUCGAAGAUCAACCUCGUUCCGGUCGGCCAUCAACGUUGGACAAUGCAGAUCUGCAGGCAGCCUUGGAAGAUGAACCUUCAUCGAGCAGCCGUGAAUUGGCGUCGAUUCUUGGUGUUUCGUCCAAUCAGACUGUGCUCAAUCAUCUGUAUCGAAUGGAUUUUGUGCACAAGAAACCUCGCCAGGGUCCAUACGAGUUAACCGAAGCGCAAGCCAAGCAUCGUGUUGAAGUCUGCCGUCAAUUGUUGGAAAAUCCAUUGGAUGAUCGGUUUUGGAAGCGUAUUGUAACUUCGGACGAAAAAGGGGUCUACUUAAUCAAUCACAACCGACAGAAGCAAUGGGUCCCGCGAGGUCAAAAUCGUUUUGGCAAGAAGGUGAUGAUUUGCGCAUGGUGA